Messenger RNA from Triticum dicoccoides, 3510 nucleotides. RefSeq names its product exocyst complex component SEC8. The record is from RefSeq and is a predicted model, not a curated record. Bases 82 to 3243 code for a protein of 1053 amino acids. Lineage: Eukaryota; Viridiplantae; Streptophyta; Magnoliopsida; Poales; Poaceae. The transcript is spliced from 26 exons. Gene Ontology annotation, cellular component: exocyst. Gene Ontology annotation, biological process: Golgi to plasma membrane transport; exocytosis.
GCCCUCUCGUAGCCCUCGUAUAUAGCCCACUCUCUCCAGAUCUUGCUCGUCUCCCCGGGUCCCGCCUCGCCGUCGGUAACGAUGAACCGCCACCGCCGUGGCAUCUUCGACGGCCUUCCGAUUCCGGCCGACAAAUCUUACCUUAAGGAAGGGCUGUCGCGGAUCGACGAGGGAUGGGCCGCGGCGCGGUUCGACUCGCUGCCGCACGUCGUGCACAUCCUCACCUCGAAGGACCGCGAUGGCGAGAUCCAGUUCCUCAAGGAGCAGAGCGACCUCAUCGAGGACGUCGUUGACGAGGUCGUCCACGCGUACCACCAUGGUUUCAACAAGGCCAUCCAGAACUACUCCCAGAUCCUGCGGCUGUUCAGCGAAUCCGCCGAGAGCAUCACCGGCCUCAAGGGGGAGAUGGCAGAGGCCAAAAAGCUGCUUGGGAGGAAGAAUCAGCACCUUGGGCAGCUAUGGUACAGGUCCCUCACGCUGCGCCACGUGAUCUCCCUGCUGGAUCAGGUUGAGGAUGUUGCCAAGGUUCCUGCUCGGAUUGAGAACUUGAUGGCAGAGAAGCAGCUAUACGCCGCAGUGCAGUUGCAUGUUCAGUCAAUGCUGAUGCUAGAGCGGGAAGGCCUUCAAGCGGUAGGUGCUCUUCAAGAUGUUCGAUCUGAUCUAACAAAGCUGCGUGGUGCACUGUUCUACAAAAUUUUGGAGGAGCUGCAUUGCCACCUAUACAACAAUGGUGAAUAUAGCUUGGUGACUUUAAGCAUGGUUGACAGUGAGGACAUACCAACUUCUGGAGCCACUGGUCGCUUAGUAAACAGCAUGCAGCCUCUGUCCAGGAGAACAAUGUCUAUUAAAGGUGAAAAUCACUUUAGUGGACCAGCUACUGCAGAUGGGAUAACAAAAACUAGUUCUGUUGGAUGUUCUUCAUUUGAUGGCCCAGACGAUGAUAGUAGCUUAGGUGGUGGGUGUGGUCGGAAGGAUUCCAAAAGUUUCUCUUGUGAAAUUCCGAUUUUCCUUUCUUGCGCUACACCAGACGAGUUCCUUGAAUCAAUGAGGAAGGCAGAUGCUCCCCUCAAUGUGAAAUACUUAAGAACAUUGGUGCAAUGCUUAUCCAUGCUUCGAAAGGUUGCAGCUGCUGGAGCUGUGAUAUGCCAAAGAGUUCGCCCGACAAUUCAUGAUGUUAUCACUUCAAAGAUUAAAUCAUAUGCUAGAGAGGCUUCAAAGUCCAACAUAGAUAAAGUUGCAAAAAGAACGGCAUCGGAUGUGUCACAUUCACAUGGAGCUGUCACCUGUUACCAACUACCUAAACAGAAAAAGAAGAAUGAGGCAUCGACAUUGGCAACACAACUUGUUGCUAGUCCCAUCUCUCCAGUUAUGGCACCCACAGGAGAUGCUCAGCAUGCAGCUAGUCAGCUUCUUGGUUCAAUAUUUGAGUGUCUAGUAGGCAUACUUGAGAACCAUAUUACUGUUGGAGAGCUCCUUGAACAAAAAUCAUCAACUGACGUUGACAGUGUAAACACACCUCAUGUGGCAAAUGGGGACACAAGCUGGAAUCCAGAUUCUGAAUACUCCCAACCUACUGGUGGUUUUAGUGUUGCAUUCUCUCUGUCAGUUGUUCAGAGCGAGUGCCAGCAACUUCUGUGUGAAAUUUUGCGGGCAACUCCAGAAGCUGCUACUGCAGAUGCAGCUGUUCAGACAGCUAGGCUUGCAAAUAAGGACCCAGUGAAGGAAAAGAGGGAUGGAUCAGAAGGCCUUUCUUUUGCUUUUCGCGUUACAGAUGCAGCAAUCUCUGCGCAAAAUGAAGGUCAAGGAUGGAGAAGAAACCCAGCUGUACCCCAAGAAGGGUAUGGAACAGCAAGCAUCAUACCUGAUCAAGGGAUUUUCCUAGCUGCAUCAGUUUACCGUCCUGUCUUUGAGUUUAUGAAUAAAAUAGGAUUGAUGCUUCCUCGAAAGUACUCACAACUUGGGAAUGAUGGCUUAUUGGCUUUUGUGAACAACUUCUUGAAGGAGCACUUCUUGCCAGCAAUAUUUGUAGACUAUAGAAAAUGUGUUCAGCAGGCUAUAUCUAGUCCAGCAGCAUUUAGACCACGUGUAAAUGCAACCUCAGUAUAUAGCUCACUAGUGGAGAAUGGCCGCCCUGUACUACAAGGGCUUCUGGCUGUUGAUAUAAUUGCCAAAGAGGUUCUUGGUUGGGUUCAAUUGAUGCCGGUCUAUGCUGCUGAGCUUGUCGAGUAUGUUCGCACCUUUCUGGAACGUACACAUGAAAGAUGCCGGGCAUCAUAUAUGGAGGCUGUUCUUGAGAAACAAAGUUAUAUUCUCCUCUCACGGAGUGAUGUUGAAAGUUUAAUGCGUCUGGACCCUGCAAAUGCUUCUUUGCAAAAGUCUUUUGGUCAACUUGAUAACGACAUUCCAGAUGCAGGAAUUGAAGUGGAGAUUGAACUAAGUGAUCUCCUAUUGGAUAUGUGCCCGAUAAAACAGGAAAACUUGAUCCAUGAUGACCAGAAAUUGAUAUUGCUGGCAUCUCUUAGCGACUCCUUGGAAUAUUUAGCAGAUUCAGUUGAAAGGCUUGGUGAGUCAUUUAUAAGUCCAUCCACCAUCUCAGAAAACAAAAGUGACAUACACCAAAGUCACCAUACUCGCACAUCUAGUGCAAUUCCGAAAAGCCUUGCAUCUCUUGCUAAUGAGUACAGAAGGCUAGCAACCGAUUGUGUUAGAGUCUUGAGAUUGGAAAUGCAGUUGGAGACAAUAUAUCACAUGCAGGACAUGACAAAAAGAGAAUAUGUAGAAGAUCAAGACGCUGAAGAUCCUGAUGACUUCAUCAUCUCUCUUACAACUCAGAUUGCACGUAGGGAUGAAGAAAUGGCUCCUUACAUCCCAGAAUCGAAAAGGAACUAUGUAUUUGGUGGGAUUUCUAGUGUUGCUGCUAAUGCAUCAAUAAAGGCACUCGCACUAAUGAAGUCCAUCAACCUGUUGGGAGUUCAACAAAUAUGCAGAAACUCGAUAGCACUAGAACAGGCACUUGCAGCCAUACCUUCCAUUGAUAGUGAGGCAGUCCAACAGAGAUUAGAUCGUGUUCGGACAUUCUAUGAGCUACUAAACCUGCCUUUCGAGUCUUUGCUUGGGUUCGUUGCUGAACAGGAAUAUAUUUUUUCUGCAAAAGAAUACUUGAGCAUACUAAAGGUCAAUGUACCUGGUAGAGAGAUACCAAUGGAUGCUGAACGCCGUAUCUCACAGAUUUUGAGUCAUUAAGUUGAAUUGGGCAAGAUGAUUUUAGCCAUAACUGGUGGCAGAUGUCUCACUGUAUCUUUCUCGGCUAUCUUUGUAGCUGUAGUUAAUUUUGUUAUUUCUGUUUGGUUUUUUUCUUUUGAUGUCUACAGUGUAGGUAAUGUGUUAUUUGUUGUCUCAUUCACUGUAAAUUUGUAGUGCUUUGACUGGAACGCUCAUUCUUGAUCGUUGUAAAUGUGUAAUCUUUUGGACGUAAUUUUAAUAAAAUUCCCAGAUUCAUGUGUUCCGUUA